AUGAUGAAAAUUUUGGAAAUAUCGAAUGUACAUAAAAUGAAUGGCUGUUUGACGUGGGACAUCGCGGGAGUUUGCGAGCCACACAUCGUCCGAAUAACCACUGGAAAACCUUGCUGCUACCGAAUGUCGUUGAAAUUACCGCAGAACCCGAACGCUGGGCUUUUCAAGCAGGGCUACAACAGCUACUCGAACGCCGAUGGGCAGAUUAACAAGUCGAUUGCUGCGAUCCGGGAGAUCCACCAGAUGUGCCUGACGUCGAUGGGGCCCUGUGGGUGCAACAAGAUCAUUGUGAACCAUCUGGGGAAAGUCGUGGUGAGCAACGACGCGGCCACGAUGCUUAGGGAGUUGGAGAUCGUGCACCCGGCGGUGAAAGUGCUCGUGAUGGCCACUGAACAGCAGAAACUGGACGUUGGUGACGGAACAAACCUUGUGAUGGUCCUUGCUGGGGAAUUGCUGAACGUGUCUGAGAAAUUGAUUGCAAUGGGGCUGUCUGCCGUGGAGAUCAUCCAGGGGUACCACAUGGCGAAGAGCUUUGUGUUGGGGGAAUUGGACAAGCUAGUCGUCGCAGAAGUUGUCGACAAGAGAAGCCAGACGGAGCUUGCGAAGGUGGUCCGCCCUGUAAUUGCGUCGAGGCAACACGGGUAUGAGGAUCUGCUGAGUAAGCUCGUUGCGGAGGCCGUGGCGCACGUUCUGCCACCGGCUGCUGCUGUCUCCGCGUCCCAAUUCAACGUCGACUCCAUCAGAGUGGUCAAGAUCAUGGGUGGAUCGCUUGCCGACGCGGCCGUGUUUAAGGGGAUGGUGUUCAACACGGAGCCCGCGGGCCACGUGAAGAGCCUCCCUGAGACCGCGAAGCACAAAGUGGCCGUGUUCACCUGCCCUCUGGACAUCGCGGGGACAGAGACGAAGGGCACUGUGUUGCUGCACAACGCACAGGAGAUGCUGGACUUCUCGAAGGGCGAGGAGACGCAGAUCGACGCAAUGAUGAAGGAGAUCGCAGACAUGGGCGUCUCGUGCGUCAUAGCAGGGUCCACCGUCGGCGAGCUCGCGUUGCACUACUUGAACCGGUACGGGAUCCUCGUGCUCAAAGUCGGCAGCAAGUUCGAGCUGAGACGGAUCUGCCGGGUGUGCGGUGCGUCGCCGCUGCCGCGGUUGGGGGCGCCCACACCUGAGGAGCUGGGCACGAUAGACACGGUGAAGACGAUGGAGAUUGGUGGGGACAGGGUCACUGUAUUCAAGCAGGAGGCCGAGGAGGUGUCGCGGACAGCGACGAUCAUCCUGCGCGGUGCGACGCAGAACCACCUGGACGACGUCGAGCGCGCGGUCGACGACGGUGUGUCCGCGAUCAAGGGCCUGAUGAAACCGGAGGGCGGGAAGCUGCUCGCCGGCGCCGGUGCCACGGAGAUCGAGCUGGUCUCCCGGAUCACCAAGUUCGGCGAGACGACCCCGGGGCUUCUACAGCUGGCGAUCAAGCAGUACGCGCUGGCGUUCGAGGUGGUCCCUCGGAUCCUCGCACAGACCUCCGGCGCAGACGUGAACGAGGUGCUGCCCAACCUGUACGCGGCGCAUGCGGCUGCACCCACGGCGGGCAUCGACAGCCUGUGCAAGGGGAUCGACACGGAGGGCGAGCACGACGACGGUGUCACGGAUAUCAGAGAGGAGGGGGUCUACGACAUGCUGGCGAUGAAGAAGUUCGCGGUCAACGUCGCGACGGAGGCUGCCACGACCGUGCUCUCGGUCGACCAGAUCAUCAUGGCUAAGAAGGCCGGCGGGCCAGCUGCCCCGCAGGCGCGGAGACCGGGCAAUUGGGACCAGGACGACUGA
This is a messenger RNA of Huiozyma naganishii CBS 8797, 1821 nucleotides long. RefSeq lists its product as uncharacterized. Gene Ontology annotation, cellular component: chaperonin-containing T-complex. Gene Ontology annotation, biological process: protein folding. The transcript has a single exon. NCBI's taxonomy places the organism in Eukaryota, Fungi, Ascomycota, Saccharomycetes, Saccharomycetales, Saccharomycetaceae. The record is from RefSeq and is a predicted model, not a curated record. The coding region runs from base 1 to 1821 and encodes 606 amino acids. Gene Ontology annotation, molecular function: ATP hydrolysis activity; ATP binding; ATP-dependent protein folding chaperone.